Molecule: messenger RNA, 235 nt
Organism: Racocetra persica
Lineage: Eukaryota; Fungi; Glomeromycota; Glomeromycetes; Diversisporales; Gigasporaceae
Source: the annotation of a GenBank genome assembly
AUAUGACGACUCAACAAAUAACCUACCAGAACAAAUAACUAAAAAAACAAGUAACCAGCCAUUACCAUUUAUCGAUGUGGGGUUAGAGAAUCGAGCAGCAAGUGACGAGGAGGAAUCAAGUGAUUCAACAUGGUUGCCUGUUGAAUUCUUAGAACCAAGCACCGAAGAAAGUUCUGAAGAGAGUUCAGACGAACAUAAAAAAAGAAAAGGAGGAAUAAUAUUCGAAAACUAUACA